Molecule: messenger RNA, 189 nt
Organism: Alternaria triticimaculans
Lineage: Eukaryota; Fungi; Ascomycota; Dothideomycetes; Pleosporales; Pleosporaceae
Exons: 3
Coding region: 1-189 (62 amino acids)
Source: RefSeq, a predicted model, not a curated record
AUGGGUGCUCUCUUCAACGGUCUUGGUGGUGACAAAGCCCUCUUCUCGGAUGUGGAAAGUCCCGGUGGAUGUCUAGCACUGCACAUCAUCAAGGAACAUUUCGAAAAAUUGCGAUUGUUGGAAGCAAGAAUGGACACCAUGGAUGAGUUCUGCAAGAACUGUUUCGAAUCCGCAAGUCUUAUAUCCUGA